Molecule: messenger RNA, 870 nt
Organism: Suillus paluster
Lineage: Eukaryota; Fungi; Basidiomycota; Agaricomycetes; Boletales; Suillaceae
Exons: 2
Coding region: 1-870 (289 amino acids)
Source: RefSeq, a predicted model, not a curated record
AUGGCCCGUAUUGCAUCGGAUCUAGUGCUGGACAUUGAACCUGACUUUGUGUCUAAAACCUUCCAAGGCAUAAGAAACUGCAUCAUCGGAAACACACAGGUAACCCAUGACAAAGCCGCCAAUGAGCUCAUCACGGGCUGGCGGCAAGACCAAGACAUCCGCCUCGCAGCAUGGACCCUGCAAGCUGAAAAGAAGAAACCAAAGAUCAAUGAUUUUAAGGCAGGAGUUUCUGUUAAUGAUACUCUCACCCAUUGCCCAUCUCAAUAUGCCAUUCACAAGCUCAAGUCUUUCGAGUGUGUCGAACUGUGGUACUUCAGCCCAGACAGCUGCAAGGACACCGCAGAUGAAGCCAAGUCUUCAGCAGACAGCACAUUUGGAUUUACAAAAGUCAAUGACUUCGUAGCAUUAAAGGCAGUCACUGCUUUCAAACCCUCUCGCAAGGCCAUCCAAGACCAUAGUCUUGAGUGGAGACAGUUUGACAUGGCAAAGAAUAGCUUCUUGUUAUACAUCAAUAAACUGAACUGGUUGGAGAAGCACCAAUGCACUAUCACCAUGUUUUUCAUGAAUGUUGUCUCCCACCCACAAUGCGCUGAACCCUUCGGCAAACAUGCUCUACUCCUUUAUGCUGCCUGUGUCCACUGGGAUUGGCAUGACACCCUUACCCUGGACAACACCUUCGACAUCGGCGUUUUCAAUGCCAUGCUGUUGAAAAACCUAACCAAAGAAGUUUGGAACAAAUCUUGCAUUGAAAGCCUGACGGAGGUAUGUACCCCUCCUCAAUUAAAAUCUUUGAAUUCUAAUUAUUCUUUCUUGUCCCUCUCUGCCACAAAACAUGCUACCACCGCUUCUGCUUAUGCUCCCACCUGUUAG